AUGCUGAGCAGGCUGCUUACGUUGGGGCUGUGUUUCUUGCCCGCUUGGGGCGCACACGCUCUUGCAUCGUCGGCAGAUCUUCCGGUGAUAACAUUACCAUGGGGAAAAUGGCGGGCCGAGGUCGACGAGACGGACCCCGAGCUCUAUGUUUUCCGCAAUGUUCGGUUCGCUGCAGAACCGCAGCGUUUCGGGCCAUCGGACUUCCCGACCUGGACCAAUGACUCGAUACAGACCCCUGGGGACGUCAGCUGUAUUGCCGUCAAUAUUGAGGGAUUAUCAAAGCCUCCAGGAGGUCGUGUCCCGCUCACGGAUCCGGAAAGCUUCGAGGUUCCGCAGGACGAGGACUGCCUCUUCCUCGACAUCUACGUCCCUGUGCGUGCCUUUGAACCUAAUGCAAGGAAGCUACCGGUUACUGUCUGGAUAUACGGCGGCGCCUAUGCUCUUGGUAGCAAGAAUGAUGGCGAAGUCUUGUACACUGGACGGCCCAUCAUCGAGGCCUCCAACUAUAAUACCAUUUUCAUCGCGGGCAACUAUCGCACCGGCGCCUUCGGCUUUCUUGCCGGCGAUUACAUGCAGAAGGCCGGGCUCCCCAACGCCGGCCUUUACGACCAAGCAUUGCUGUUCAAGUGGGUGAGCGAGUAUGUCGACCAAGUCGGGGGCGACAAGGAGCAGGUCAGCGCCUGGGGAGAGUCUGCCGGAGCUGGCUCAAUCCUUCACCAUCUUGUCAGGGAGGACGGUGAAAUAGCUCCCCGCUUCCAGAAAUACUAUGUAAUGAGCCCUGCUUUUGAAAUGGCAUGGGAUAACGCCCCUGGUGGCAGACUUGAUACUUACUAUCGAAUGUACUCCAAGUUUGCCGACUGUGGCGACAGGUACGAUAUCGACUGCCUUAGGAGAGCUAAAAGGGAAGAUCUGGUCAAAGCCAACCAGGAGCUCUUUGAUACCGUUAGGCAGACGGGCCUGUUUCCCGUUGGUCCGGCAGUGGAUGGCAAAUGGAUUCGAACGAUUCCUUCCAUACUUCUCUCUGAAGGCAAAUACUGGAACGACAUUGAGUCCGGCAUCAUUUCUCAUUGUUCAAAUGAGUCGGCCCACUUCAAUCCCAAGAGCAUCAAUAACGAGGACGACUUUGAUAGGUUCCUCGAAACUUUCCUCCCGGGGAAUGCGCUGGCUCCCCAGCGAGGCGAAAUCAAGGACUUCUAUGACUGCCCUCAGACCCAUGGCGGCAACUUCUCUGCAUGUCUCGAGACGGUGAUCCGAGAUGCAGUCUUCACGUGCAAUACGAGAUACCUAUUCGAAGCGUACCCGGACAGAUCAUACAUGAUGGAGUACGCCUUCGCGAGCCGGGAAUCUGGGUUUCACGGCGUUGACCUGAUUCCGCUCUUCACCAAGAAUGUACAAGAAGCAAAGAAAUUCCUUGAAAAGAUGAAAAUCUCCCCGUUCUGGGCUGGGAUCUAUGCAGACGCUCUGCAUAAAACCAUUUCUCCCAAGUUUACCAAGUACCUGGCUUCGUUCGCCGUCAGUGGCGACCCCAACGGAGCAGGAGUAACACCGCUGUGGCCGACGGCGAGAGACACGGAGCAAGGCGUCUUGGACGAUGUUAUGCAAGUGAGGGACAUAUUGGCUCUGCAGAAAUUUCGACUCGGCAAGGACGACCAGAAUACAAAGGAAACUUGUGAUUUAUGGCUCAAGAUUGCCCACGAGGUCAGACACAAGCCAGAGGCUGCCAUCGGCCAGGAGGAGCUGUAG
This is a messenger RNA of Metarhizium acridum CQMa 102, 1743 nucleotides long. RefSeq lists its product as uncharacterized. The record is from RefSeq and is a predicted model, not a curated record. NCBI's taxonomy places the organism in Eukaryota, Fungi, Ascomycota, Sordariomycetes, Hypocreales, Clavicipitaceae.